Molecule: messenger RNA, 402 nt
Organism: Orbicella faveolata
Lineage: Eukaryota; Metazoa; Cnidaria; Anthozoa; Scleractinia; Merulinidae
Source: RefSeq, a predicted model, not a curated record
AUGUCUCCCACACCGAAAGGACCAUGGUUACAAACAUCGGCAGACUUCUUUGGCCCGUUUCUCACAGGUGAAACGGUUCUGGUCGUUUUAGAUGCAUAUUGGAAGUACCCUGAGGUAGCAAUCGUUUCCGUCGUUGCUGCAAAGGACACCAUCCCAGCAUCAGAGCGUAUCUUUGCCACUCAUGGGAUACCGGAAGUCCUGAAAACCAACAAUGGGUCCCCUUUCCAAGGCCACGCAUUUCAGUCAUUCGCGAAAGAUAAAGGUUUCACACAUCGAAAAAUCACACCCUUGUGGCCGGAGGCUAAUGGUCGUGUAGAAGGUUCAUGUAAAACCUUGGCAAGGUCGCAAGAACUGCCCACCGUCAAGGAAAAGAUUGGAGGAGAGAGCUAUAUGUCUUUUUAG